Messenger RNA from Eurytemora carolleeae, 798 nucleotides. RefSeq lists its product as uncharacterized. The record is from RefSeq and is a predicted model, not a curated record. NCBI's taxonomy places the organism in Eukaryota, Metazoa, Arthropoda, Copepoda, Calanoida, Temoridae. The transcript has 6 exons. Bases 190 to 588 code for a protein of 132 amino acids.
CUAGUCUCGAAGCUACUGCUUGUGAACGGUUGGCAUAGAAAAUAACAAAUAUAUCUAUAUUUGUAAAUAUAUUCAUUGUUAAAAACUAGAAUUCUUUUUUCAAACAAUGUUUACAAUUUUAGUUGAAUAAAUGUGACUGAGAAAGGAAAAUUAUAGCUGAACUUAAAGUCGAAGCUGAAAACCUGAAAAAUGUUAAAACAUGUUUUAGGCCUAUUUGUGGCUACUGCACUGGAAUGUGUGUAUGAGAUUAAAUGUGGAUUUGUCCCCUCCGCCCUCCUGGUCGAGGGCAAUAAUGAUCUACAUGAGGGAUUUCCAAGGGAGAAAAGAGAAAUUCAGAACUCCAGCAGCCACAGUGAGCACACUGAGCCUCCUGAUGUUAAACCUUUUAACGGAUAUGUCGAGGGACCCCAUCCAAUAGUUUCAGACUCGUUGUUCUCUCUGAUAAUCUUUAUCUACGUGGCGAUCACAUUCGGAUAUAUGUUCUACGCAUUCUGCUGGAGAUCAGAGGAAAGCAAGCCCGAGCCACCGUCAGACAAGGUUUGGUACACAUAUGACACAAAUGGUAGCAAUGAAUCACUAAAAAAGUGAAAAAGUAAAAGUAGAAUCUGCCAAUGAUCACGGAAAUGCUGAACGAAGUUGAAAAUCAAACAAAAGAAGAAAAUGCUGUUUAAAAUUAAAAUUAAGCACACAUACUGAUACAUCCAGAACUUUUUAGAGCACAUAUAGUACAGUACAGUACAGUACAGUACAUUAAAGUACAGUACAGUACAGUACGGUACAGUCUAGUACAGUACAGUC